AGUUCUAUUGGACAGCUCUGGUCACGGUGUUCCCAAAAGGCUGAUGAACCAGAAGAAGGAAGGAGGGAAGAUUCAUUGGAUGCCUAAGGAAUAUUUUGAAAACAAUUGCCCUGGGUCAGAUAUUGUCCUUGUGUAUAUGUGGAACAGCCAUCACCAGCCAGUAUUUGGCAGAAAAAUACGAAGUGAACACCCCCAUGCUUCAGAGCUUUAUCAACUAUUGCUUGCUGUUUCUAGUUUAUACAGUGAUGCUGGCAUUUCAGUCAGGCCCUGAUAGCCUUUUACACAUCUUGAAAAGAAAAUGGUGGAAGUACAUCCUGCUGGGCCUAGCAGAUGUGGAAGCGAAUUACCUGAUUGUCAAAGCGUACCAGUACACAACUCUCACCAGCGUCCAGCUUUUGGAUUGCUUUGGAAUUCCCGUGUUGAUGGCUCUCUCCUGGUUCAUCCUUUAUGCAAGAUACAGAGUGAUCCAUUUCGUUGCCGUGGCUAUCUGUCUGCUGGGCGUAGGAACUAUGGUUGGUGCAGACAUAUUAGCAAAGAGGAGCGACAAUUCAGGCAGUGAUGUACUGAUUGGUGACAUCUUCGUCCUUGUUGGGGCUUCCCUCUAUGCCAUUUCUAAUGUGUGUGAAGAGUACAUUGUGAAGAAGCUGAGCAGGCAGGAGUUUCUAGGAAUGCUGGGCUUAUUUGGAACAAUCAUCAGUGGCAUACAGCUAUUGCUUAUGGAAUAUAAGAAUAUUGCCAGCAUUCAUUGGGACUGGAAAAUUGCCCUGCUGUUCGUGGCAUUUGCCCUCUGUAUGUUCUGCCUGUACAGCUUCAUGCCACUGGUGAUUAAAGUUACCAGUGCCACCUCAGUGAACCUGGGCAUCCUGACAUCUGACCUCUACAGCCUUUUCUUUGGGCUCUUUCUCUUUGGCUAUACGUUUUCGGGGCUCUACAUCCUGUCUUUCGCCGUCAUCAUGGUGGGCUUUAUUCUGUACUGCUCCACCCCGACGCGCACGGCGGAGCCGGCCGAGAGCAGCGUGCCCCCCGUCACCAGCAUUGGCAUCGACAACCUGGGCCUGAAGCUGGAGGAGAACCUCCAGGAGACCCACUCGGCAUUCCUGUAGCUGGAGAAGAAGGGGCGCCGUCCCCUCGAGGCCUCCUGGGAAACGGGGAGCUGCCACUGGGACAAAGCAGAGCCUGCUGACUGCCGAGUGGAAACCUGGGAAAUGAUCAGACUGAGAGCAAACACUCGGAGCAUCGGAUUGGAUCCACCGGUUAGAUUUCACAAAGGGAUGGCCUGCAAGUAGAAAUACCAAGAUGAAGCAGAAGCCAAGGCGAGGACUGUGUUUCUGUGUGUGUGAGGGCCAACACUGUGUGUGUGAGGGCCCAGUGUCAGGAGACAGGGUUUGGCUCCAUUCUGGGGUCUUGGAGGCACAGGUGGGUGAGCAGGAUGGGGCAGAACCCACACAUGAGCCAGCCUCAGAACUGGGCUGUCGAGGCUGGGCUGGUGGGCAGGAGUAGGGGCGGUCCAGGGCAGUUUGGGAGUGGGCUUCCUCUCGGUUUUGUCCUUCUGAGGCAGCCAUUGUCCACAAGCCCCAGCUGAGGUCUGGGGACUGCUUGCACACGGCAGGAAAGUGGGUGGGGCAGCCCCGGAGAAUCCUGAGACACAGUGAGCGCCACAGAAGCUUUGGAGUGGAGUGCCGUAAACCCAGGGACCCUCUCUUCUUGGUUAAAGAGGAUGCUACCCCACUUCUUACAACGAUUUACGCUCCGUGAGAUUUUUAUGAUCCUUCUUCAAUGAAAGUGUUCAUAGGCAGCAUCAUUAUGAUACCAACUACCAGUGUGCAACUUUACAGAAACUGCAUGUAAGCUUUUUUUGGAUAAAAAUAUAAUAAAAGAAAUUGAGGAUAAGUGUUCAUAUUAUUAAAAGAUUUCUGAUUUCAUGGAAA
Messenger RNA from Myotis brandtii (Brandt's bat), 1928 nucleotides. It is a transcript of the gene SLC35F2, whose product is annotated as solute carrier family 35, member F2. NCBI's taxonomy places the organism in Eukaryota, Metazoa, Chordata, Mammalia, Chiroptera, Vespertilionidae. Bases 195 to 1103 code for a protein of 302 amino acids. Gene Ontology annotation, cellular component: membrane. Gene Ontology annotation, molecular function: transmembrane transporter activity. The record is from RefSeq and is a predicted model, not a curated record. Gene Ontology annotation, biological process: transmembrane transport. The transcript is spliced from 8 exons.